AGUCGUGUUACGGAUCAUCGACGGCGUCCAAGCAGUUUUCGUCUAUUUACCAGCGCGAUUUUGGCGCCUUUCACUCAAUUUCCCCGUGAGAAAAUCCCCCUGAAACUAUGCUUUACGAUGUGAGUACUUGUGCCAUGCUGGUGGAGUGAGCGUAAACGGUGUUAAUCGAUCGAAGUCGUUUUUCUGGAUGAUUAAUACUGAUCCAGAGAUAAUUGACGAGCUCACCCAGCGAAAAAGCCCCGGAGGAGAAAUAAUCGAAGCUAUCUUCGUCGAGGAAAAAAAAGGGACCAAGAAAAGAGCCGAACUGGAAAUGUCCCCACACAAACCGCAGAAAAAGUAAAACAGGAACCGGGCGACACAAAAAGCCCCAGUAACGCCUUCAUAGGCAUAACCUCCUAACUCCUGCCCACCAUAAGUGUUAAAAGAGUGGGGACAAUGUCGCCACCUGAUUGGCCAAUCUGUCGGAGCUGACACCAGCCGACCAAUGGCAACGCGUCAGUGUCAUUAACACACACUGACUAGAUCCGCUACGUUUCCUUCUAUAGUCUUUGCUUACACUUACAGUGGUGUAGAGGUGUUGCUGUUCACACUCCUCCAAAAACACCCUUAAAUCGCAGCUAGCCCUGAUUUCACGCAGGGAUUGUCGCGUCGCGUUCACUCUAGUGCGUGUGCGAACGGACUGUGCUUGUGAAAAACGAAUUUUGAAAAUUUUACAGUGUUUUUAGUGCGUUAAGAUGUUGAACGACUGAGGACUCCGCGACCGACCGAAACUUACACUUAUCGAUCUUGGGGGAUGUUAAAGGAUUUUUCAUGAGAAAUCUCAAGCGGGCAAGAAUCGUCAGAUUCUACCGCUUUAACUAAGGUGGCCAGAUGCGUUUCGACACCCUCCUGGAGUCUUCAUUAGAUGCGAAAGUGAAAAAUACUAUGGCCUAUCAUCCCUUCUUGCAGCUGCCGAGACAAACCGAUUUUAGCGUUUCUUCACUGUUGACGGCGGCCAACAACAACAAUUCCUCCAGCGGCUCGCCGGCCGCCCCCAACUUCUUCCCCUCGGCCGCCUUGGCUGCCUUCGGGGGGCAGAAUCCCCACGCUUGUUACCCCGGAACUUUGAUACCUAAGAUCAAUCAUCCCCAUCCCCAUCACGCGCUCGCCGGUCAUCCUUACACAACCGCGGAAGAUGUGGUGUUAGCGGCGGUUGCGGCCCAUAAUCAUCAUCCGGCGAUGGUCAGGCCCUUACGUGCAAUACAACCAGAAGAAGACGGUGUGGUGGACGAUCCGAAGGUUACCUUGGAAGGGAAGGACCUGUGGGAGAAAUUUCACAAGCUGGGCACGGAGAUGGUUAUCACCAAGAGCGGAAGGCAGAUGUUUCCGCAGAUGAAAUUCAGGGUGUCAGGCCUGGACCUCAAAGCCAAAUACAUCCUUCUGCUGGACAUCGUCGCUGCAGACGACUACAGAUACAAAUUUCACAACAGUCGGUGGAUGGUGGCGGGUAAAGCUGAUCCAGAAAUGCCUAAGAGGAUGUACAUCCAUCCGGAUAGUCCUUCGACGGGCGAACAAUGGAUGCAGAAAGUGGUGUCUUUUCACAAGCUCAAGUUGACGAACAAUAUAUCCGACAAACACGGUUUUUUGAAAGAAAGAGCUGUUGAUUUCUUGACGAUACUAAACUCGAUGCAUAAAUACCAACCAAGGUUUCACUUGGUGAGGGCGAACGACAUCUUGAAGCUGCCUUACUCAACCUUUAGGACCUACGUAUUUAAAGAGACUGAAUUCAUCGCGGUCACAGCAUAUCAAAACGAAAAGAUAACCCAGCUGAAAAUCGACAAUAAUCCGUUCGCCAAGGGUUUCAGGGACACAGGAGCUGGAAAGAGGGAAAAAAAUUUCAGGCAAGCCAUGUUGGCUCAACGACACUCGGACGACAAAACAACGCAUCCCCUCCCAGCCAGGAUGUCAGCUGACAGCAGCACGGUGUCGAAAACUGACGAUUCCGAGUUGGAUGUCGUCGGCACCGCUGACAGUCCAAGGCCAUCGCUGCAAUCAUCCACGCCAAUCGCCUCUUCAGCCAACCAUUCCGGCGCUGAAGAUGACCUCAGGAGGAGGCUACACGAUGAUUCCGGCUCUGAGUCCAGCUGUUCGGAAUCCCCAGGAAGCACAGCGUUCAGGGCUGGACCAACAUCCCCUAAGGAAUCCAGCAGCGCAGGACCUUCUAACCCUUCUGGGGAGUACCCAUCCCCGAAUAUAAGCGUGGGUCCUCCGAUACACCCUCCGCCUCAUUUACUCCCCUACUUGUACCCUCACGGGAUGUACGGAGGUGCUGGGGCGCCUCCCUUUGGUCCUCCACUAAGCCUCUUCACUGGCGCCCACAACCCAGGCAUGAACCCUAGUCUGCUCUUCAACGCUCAGCUGGCCUUGGCGGCGCAACAUCCCGCACUCUUCUCACACUACCAAAACCUAGCGCAUCCCAACCCCCACGGCCAUCACCUAUCACCAACAUCGCCCAUACACAACCACCUCAAGGGUGGCCACCGUUUCACCCCGUACACCAUCCCCAAUUCCACGACUGGGGUGAAUUCCUCCCCGCUCGGCAGCGCUUUCGAAACCGUUACGCCGAGCUCUCACACCAGAAGCCUCAGCAAUUCGCCGUCUGGUAAAUUGAGAAGUAGUUCCUUGUCGCCACCCAUAAGGGCGAGCACCACGUCGCCAAAGCCUGAAGUUUCGUCUUCGCCCAACGAUUUGAAGAGCAUUGAGAAAAUGGUGAACGGACUGGACGUGAAGCAGAACGAAGAAGUGGAGAAGUAGUGCUAGUGGCCAUUAUAUUACGUUUAUCGGUGGUAUUCGAACCAAUUACUUCUAAUCCUGGGAUGUUUCUGCAAUAUGAAUUCCGGUCUAUCGAAACGUGUCUGGAAAUCGCGAAGGCUUUAAUUAGUGAUCACUGUACCAAGGACUGUCCGCGAACGAAAAUAGUAUUUGGAAGGAACUGUACUCACCUCAUCGACAAAGAUAUAUUUUGCAGGGGCUAUGCAAUAGUAUACAUUUGUGAGAUUCUACACUAUACAGUUACUAUCACCAAUAAUGUUACUCGAAAAAAUUAUAUAUCAUCCUGACUAGGAUAUAAUCCUUUCACCUCAUUAGUGCAAAGUUUUAGUGGUGCUUUAGUUUCUGGUUUCACCUCGCACCUCGAAUGAUCCUCUUGAAGGUUGCGGAAGAUAACGAAAAUCUUUGUAACAUUCGUGGUGUUCAAGGUGUUUCCCUAUGGAGUAGACUAUAUACCUUAUUUCAGAAUAUUUGUAACCAGAAUAAAUGUUCAAAAAAUGUUCCUUUUUGAGAUCUGUAAAUAUCCUAAUGUAAAUAAAAUUGUUUAUUGUUUGAAAAUUUGUAAAUUGUAUAAAAGUUAGAGCAUAUUGUGUAAAGAAACGUUUAAUAUUAUUUACCAAAGAAAAAUUUCGUGGAUUCUUGAGCAGAGAUACGGGAGAUAUUUGUGAGGCUUCUCAAUUAUUUUAAUUUACGCUUUGUUUCUUCUCUGCCCAAGGAUGCUGUUAAUUUUCUGCUUAUUGGUAGGAUUCCUUCGUCAUUGGAACAUUCAGAAAUAUUUAUUGUGUAAAUAUUGAAAUUGUAUAAGGAAAUCACAAAUAAAACUUAUGGCUUGUAUUACAUUCAGUACCAGUGUUGAAAAUGCAUAAUUUAUUGUAAGUACGUCAUGUUGAGUUCAAGUUUUCAAUACUGGUUACGACACUUGUAAACUGUACUAGAGAUUGUAAAAUUCGUCGAGUGUAUAUGUGGAAAAAUAAUUUUAAGAGUAAAGAAUAUUGAUACCUA
Molecule: messenger RNA, 3810 nt
Organism: Coccinella septempunctata (seven-spotted ladybird)
Lineage: Eukaryota; Metazoa; Arthropoda; Insecta; Coleoptera; Coccinellidae
Gene: bi
Product: optomotor-blind protein
Exons: 9
Coding region: 871-2793 (640 amino acids)
Biological process (GO): positive regulation of DNA-templated transcription; regulation of transcription by RNA polymerase II; cell fate specification
Cellular component (GO): nucleus
Molecular function (GO): RNA polymerase II cis-regulatory region sequence-specific DNA binding; DNA-binding transcription factor activity, RNA polymerase II-specific
Source: RefSeq, a predicted model, not a curated record